CAAGGCACCAUGAGCGAUAACGCACAUCCAUCCCGCAAGAUUCUCCUGGUCGCAACGACGGGUGGCUUUACCCAUGCCGCUCCGGUCCUCGAACUGGGCAAGGUCCUCUCCGAGCGAGGCCAUACAAUCGACUUCGCAACCAUGGAGGGCCAGGAGCACUGGACGGAAGACUACCCAUUCAUCUCUCAACUCCAUAUACUCGGAGCCGGUCCGACCGAGCAGCAAUUGAGCGAGCAUUACUUGCGCAUGCGGAAAUGGGACAUGUCUGUCGGCCUAGCGGGCGCCAUGCCCUCGAAGUACAUGUUCGACUCCUUCUGGCCGGUGACCUACGACCACCUCAAGGAUAUCAUGGACGACUCUGCCCGCCGUCCCGACUUUAUCAUCGCGGACUUCUUCGUUGAUGCCGUCAAAGACAUGCACUUCCAAUAUCAAGUGCCCGUGGCCAUCGUGCACCCACAAAUGCCAGCUUUGAUGCUUCCGUGCAGCUACAUCCCCGGACAGCCAGGCUUCCAGCUGGACGGCACCCUCACCUCCGAGCACGCCUCCAUCUGGCUUCGUCUGAAGAACGAACUCGUGGUCGUCAAGGGCGUGAGGGAGAUCAUCCGCUUCUUCCGCUGGACGAAGCAAAUGCGCCGCGCCCAUGGCGUACACUACUCCAUUCCCAACACCCGCAAACCCGACUACCUAGUCUUCAUCAACUCAUUCUUUGGACUCGAGGUCCCGCGCGACCUGCCGCCGCUCGCGGCCGUCGUAGGCCCGAUACUGAGCGACACAUACCCGCCGUGCGACGAGCAUUACACUAAGUUCCUCUCCGACCGCAAGAAGGUCAUCUACAUUGCCCUCGGCACGCAUGUCAUCCUUUCUAUGGCGGACGCCUCCAAGAUUCUCACCGCGCUGUUUCGGCUUUUGGAGGCUUCCGUCAUUGACGGCGUCAUCUGGGCGGUCGGCCAAAGCGGCCGACAGGACCUCGACCCAUCCGCCUUAUUCACGUUCGUGACUCCUCCGGUGGUUUCAAAUACUGUCGACAGCAACAAGGAGUCCAGACAAGGAACGAUCACUCUAGCCGACCUCCUAGCCGGCCAUCACCCGGCCUUCCUCUUCCCCAACUUCGCCCCCCAGCGCGCCCUUCUCGACCACCCGGCCGUGCGCCUCUACUUCACCCACGGCGGCGGCUCAAGCGCCAAUGAGGGCCUCUACCACGGCAAGCCCAUGCUGGCGAUGGGAAUCUUCUCGGACCAGAUCGCCAACACGGCGCGGCUGGUGCACGGCGGCGUCGCGGAGCCGCUGAACAAGUUCUCCUUCACCGCGGAGGAGGUCUUCGAGAAGGCGCGCCGCAUCGUCGAAGAUGUCGGCGGCGGGUACGCGCGCGAGUCGCUGCGGCUGCAGCGGAUUGCUAGGGUGGCGUCGCGCCGGAAGCACUACGCGGCGGAUCUGGUGGAGGAGGUGCUGUAUGACACCGAGCUGCGGGUUGUGGACGGAAAGGAGGUCCGCCCGAUGCAUCUGCAGACGGCGGAUAUGAGGAUGUCGAUGUAUAAGGUGCGCAACUGGGAUCUGAUGGCGUUGGCGGGGGUGGGGUUGGCGGGAUGGCUGGGGUCGGUUGCACUAUUGGGGCGUUUGGUGUGGCGGCAUCGCACGGUUGCGAAAGGGUUCGUGCUUGGCUUGAUGGAGCGAUGGUUUAAUUAGGAUGUUGUGGGUGGGUGUGAUUGACAUACAUUCGUCAUGGUGGAUCGGAUAUGAAAUCGGCUAUCCCGUGACGACCUGUGAUUCUGCCAGUUCGUGUAGUAUUUUCAUAUAAUAUUCUUUGCCUUGUUAAUACCAAUAUCAAGAUGCUGAGAUAAGCUUG
Messenger RNA from Aspergillus aculeatus ATCC 16872, 1843 nucleotides. RefSeq names its product glycosyltransferase. The record is from RefSeq and is a predicted model, not a curated record. The coding region runs from base 10 to 1683 and encodes 557 amino acids. Gene Ontology annotation, molecular function: UDP-glycosyltransferase activity. NCBI's taxonomy places the organism in Eukaryota, Fungi, Ascomycota, Eurotiomycetes, Eurotiales, Aspergillaceae. The transcript is spliced from 2 exons.